AGUCAACCUUUUUUGUAAUCACAGUUUACUUGUGGAUUCUUUCCGGUUUCUUUUCUGCUAAUUAUUUUAAAAUUAUAUCGUGCAAGUUUCCUGAUCUGUUCAUAUUUUGCCAUUAUUUAUUGGAAGUUUAUCGUAUUUAAUUUGGACUGCAUUAACAUCAUAAAAUGUCUCAAGCUCGAUUUGCUUCAUGUUUACCGCUGCCAUUAGAGCAGAAAGUGUUAGUAAACAUUAUAGAGAAAGCUAAAGAUUGGGCUCUCAUGCAUGGAGUCGGGAUGAGGGAUAAGAAACACUUCAAUAAAGAUACUAUACAGAUAGCACCAUUUGUGCUUCUUCCUUCGCCAUUCCCGAGGGCAGAAUUCACUAAAGCGAUUGAAUUGCAACCAGUUUUAAAUGAACUUAUGCAUAAGGUGGCACAUGAUGAUGGAUUUCUUGAAAGCACACUUCAAAAUGCCCUGCAAGUAGAUGAAUUUACAGCCAAUCUCUACAAUAUAUGGAUAACCGUUCGCAAUGAAGGCAUAUCACAGUCACUCAGCCUUGGCCUCUUCCGCUCCGACUACCUGAUGCAGAAUGCUGAUCGGAAUGCGAUUAAGCAAGUGGAAUUUAACACAAUCGCCUCCAGUUUUGGCGCCAUCACGUCGAAUCUGCCCGCCAUGUCUCGUUAUAUCUUGCGUCAACUUGGCCACGGUGAUCUGAUAAAAAAUAUGCCAGAGAAUCGUGCCUUAUCAGGUCUCUGUAGUGGUAUAACUGAAGCCUUCGACCUCUUCGGUGUACCAACAGCGGUGGUCCUCUUCGUGGUGGAGGAGGUAUCUUACAAUAUAUGCGACCAAAGGUUUCACGAGUUUUACAUAUCAGAGACAAGACCUGAGAUACAGAUUAUCAGAAAAACUAUGAAUGAAAUAUACGAGGAGACAGAAUUAAAUGAUAAAAAACAACUUAUUAUUGACAACAAGCCCGUAGCAGUGGUAUACUACAGGUCGGGAUAUGAACCCGCACAAUAUCCAUCCAGUAAAGAAUGGGACGCGCGUCUUCGAGUAGAGAGAUCUACUGCUAUAAAAUGUCCAUCGAUCGCGUACCAAUUGGCCGGUACGAAGAAAGUGCAACAGGCUUUAGCGGUUCCCGGUGUCCUGGAGAAGUUCAUGGGGGGUGGCAAUGCAACCGAACGAGUCCGGGACAUAUUUACUGGACUCUACUCGCUUGACUUUGACGAGAAUGGUGAGAGAGCCGUGGAGAUGGCACUGGAGGACGCUGAGAGGUUCGUGUUGAAACCGCAGAGGGAAGGAGGCGGCAACAAUCUGUACGGUUCCGAUGUACGAGAGGCUCUUAUACGCAUGCGUCAUAGUCGAGAACGCGCCGCGUAUAUACUCAUGGAGAGGAUACUGCCUCCGCUGGUUCCCGGGUAUGUGGUACGGCCAGGUGCUGCAGUGCCGCCCCCUAUCACUGAUCUCGUGUCGGAACUGGGCAUCUUCGGCGUCAUCAUCGGUACAAAAGAGAAGAUAUUUUAUAAUAAGCAAGUGGGACACAUGCUUAGGACCAAACUGGCGGACGCUAACGAAGGGGGCGUGGCUGCGGGACUCGGGGCUUUAGACUCGCCAUAUCUUAUAGACUAAUAUGAAAUAUUUAACUUAAAAUAAUUUGCCUAUGAAUAUUAUA
Diatraea saccharalis (sugarcane borer) is the source of this 1650-nucleotide messenger RNA. The record is from the annotation of a GenBank genome assembly. NCBI's taxonomy places the organism in Eukaryota, Metazoa, Arthropoda, Insecta, Lepidoptera, Crambidae.